Molecule: messenger RNA, 632 nt
Organism: Anopheles maculipalpis
Lineage: Eukaryota; Metazoa; Arthropoda; Insecta; Diptera; Culicidae
Product: prenylated Rab acceptor protein 1
Exons: 3
Coding region: 34-621 (195 amino acids)
Cellular component (GO): Golgi apparatus
Source: RefSeq, a predicted model, not a curated record
UUUUAUAGAAGUUAUUCAUCGUAUUAAAUCAUCAUGGAAACGCCGGAAGUUCAUAUCGACGUGAGCGGUGAAAUGGAGACACCAAAGCAGGAUACCAAGGCCGGUUUUAAUUUAUCUUCGUUUUCCAACAUCUCCACCCGUAUUCCGAGCCCGUGGGAGCUGCUGCGAUUAAGCCGGCAAAACAUCCGUCCUUGGUCGGAAUUUCUACAGACAUCCAACUUCAAAACUGUGGCCAACGUUUCCCGGUUGACGAAUCGCAUCAUACGCAAUUUGGCCUACUUCCAAAGCAACUAUCUGUUUGUGUUUCUUGGGUUGAUCGUUUACUGUCUAUUGACCUCUCCGCUCAUACUGAUAGUGCUGGGAGCUGUGUUUUAUGCUUGCUACAAAAUUAAGCAGAACAGCACGCCUGUAGCCUUCUUCAGCAAGCAGUUGAAUACGAACCAGCAGUGCAUUGCUGUUGGUGUUGCAUCAGUUCCGGUGCUCUACCUAGCCGGAGCAGGUGCUGUAAUGUUCUGGGUGCUGGGUGCCUCCUUUUUUGUGAUAUCACUUCAUGCGGCCUUCUAUAACAUCGAUGCAAUUGUUACCGAGGACAUGGAAACUUUCCUCACCGAAACGGUUUGAAAGGUAUACAU